Messenger RNA from Hippoglossus stenolepis (Pacific halibut), 2005 nucleotides. RefSeq names its product glutamyl-tRNA synthetase 2, mitochondrial (gene ears2). The transcript is spliced from 10 exons. The record is from RefSeq and is a predicted model, not a curated record. Gene Ontology annotation, molecular function: ATP binding; glutamate-tRNA ligase activity; tRNA binding. NCBI's taxonomy places the organism in Eukaryota, Metazoa, Chordata, Actinopteri, Pleuronectiformes, Pleuronectidae. The coding region runs from base 213 to 1829 and encodes 538 amino acids. Gene Ontology annotation, biological process: glutamyl-tRNA aminoacylation.
CUUCCGGUCUUCUUCCGGGUUCGAGGAAGAGUCAAAUCAUCAAUGGAGUGAAUCCCGUUCGAGUCAAAACAUUGAAACGCGUGAAGGAUAAAACUUUAUUUUUCACGUCGUGCGGGUUUAUCGCCAUGUUUCUCUCCGGUGAGGUGACGUGUCGUUGACCGGCCCGUUGACCGGCGCGGGCUCGUGUCCUGUGACCGCAGCGUGUUGUCGUCAUGUCGGUUCUGCUGCUGAGGUCGUGUCGGUGGUGUCGCCUGAACCGGGUGGAGGUGGUGGUGGUGGGGGGGAGUCACAGGAGGCUGGACGCGGCCGCUAGAAGAUGCUGCUCCUCGGCUCAGGCUCCGGUUCAGGGGGAGGUGCGGGUCCGGUUUGCCCCCAGUCCCACAGGCUUCUUGCACCUUGGAGGCCUCCGAACUGCUCUCUACAACUACAUCUUCGCAAAGAAAUACGCAGGUGCCUUCGUCCUGCGACUGGAGGACACGGAUCAGAGCCGACUGGUACCGGGAGCAGCUGAGUCCAUAGAGGACAUGCUGGAGUGGGCUGGUGUUCCUCCAGAUGAGAGUCCUCGUCGAGGUGGGCCGCUCGGCCCAUAUCUGCAGUCUCACAGAUUAGACCUGUACAGUCAAACGGCCCAGGAGCUCCUGCAGAGCGGCGACGCCUACCACUGCUUCUGCAGCCCACAGAGACUGGAGCUGCUGAGGAAAGAGGCUUUGAGGAGUGGACAGACGCCACGGUACGACAACAGGUGUCGUCACCUCCGGGCCGACCAGGUCCAGGAGAAGCUGGAUCAGGGGACGUCGCAUGUGGUCAGGUUUCGUCUGGAAGCCGGCGUCGAGCCUUUUCAGGAUCUGAUCUUCGGAUGGAAUCGUCAUGAAGUGGCUCAGGUGGAGGGGGACCCUGUGGUGAUCAAAGCCGACGGUUUUCCCACCUAUCACCUGGCGAACAUCGUCGAUGACCAUCACAUGAAGAUCAGCCACGUUCUGCGAGGCUCCGAGUGGCUCAUCUCCACCUCCAAACAUCUCCUCAUGUACCGAGCGCUCGGAUGGAAACCGCCCGCCUUUGGACAUCUGCCGCUCCUGAUGAACAAAGACGGCAGUAAACUGUCCAAGAGGCAGGGGGAUAUCUUCGUCCAGAGCUUCCAGAGGGACGGGGUCCUGCCAGACGCUCUGCUGGAUAUCACCACCAACUGUGGCUCCGGAUUCAACACCAAUCGAAUGGGGAGGAGGAUAGACGAGCUGAUCUCCGAGUUCAAUCCCUCAAAGAUCACAACUCAUUCUGCUUUGUUAGACCUGGAGAAACUCCCAGAGUUCAACAGAAUCCACUUGCAGCAGCGUAUUGAAGACGAGGAUCAGUGCACGUUGCUGAUUAAAGAUCUGCAGCGGCAAAUCCAGCACACGUACACGACAGAGAUCCAGGAGCAAGACGUCCUACAUGAGGAUUAUAUCAGACGGGUGCUGCAGCUGCGUAAGGGUCACAUAACCUCCCUGCAGGAGCUGGUGAGUCCUAAUUAUUCGUACCUGUGGGUCCGUCCUUCCUUCACCAGCCAGCAGGUUGCAGCACUCACAGCAGAAGCCCCUCACGUUGCCUUGUUAAUGCUGAAAUUAAUAGAAGAGCGAGGGGAGCAGCUGACUCUGGAUCAGCUCAGUAAAGAUCUGAAGCGAUUGUCCAAACAGACCAAAGCAACAAAGUACAGAGACGUGAUGAAGCUCCUGCGUCUGGCUCUCAGCGGGCUGCAGCAAGGUCCCAGCGUGGCGGAGAUGAUGGCGUCUUUGGGGCCUGCGGAGAGCAGCCAUCGCUUCCAGAAACUGCUGCUGCUCUCAGAGACGAGUUAAAAGACUGGACAAGCUGUCGCCCCCCAGAAGAACUCCUGUUGAGGACGUGGCCUGUUUGUGGAGAGUUAAAUGUUUAACCUCACACUGACUCUACCAACGCCACAUUCAAAAUGAACUGCACUCAGCUGGAAUCAGUGAAACAAUACUUGAAUUAUUAUAAAUAUUUUAUAAAGAGA